AGUAAAUUAUUGUGUUCUAUUCUAAACAACUAAACCAAGCUGAAACUUCCAUGUAUGAUGAAUGUUGCUUUAGUUUGCUUAACAGCGGAGAACUUCUAAAUAAACUGCCUUUCAAUUUGACGUUUAUUUGACAUUUUGUAGAAAAAUAAAAAUAUUAAAAAUAGUCAAGCAACCAACUUAAUUUAUAUUGGACCACUUGGAAUGGAUUGACCCGGUAUUAAUUUGUGAAAAAGAUAAUGGGCAAUCCAGAACGGCACAGAGUUCAAGAACUGGUUAAGGAAUGUCAAAAAGAAUCUGGUUCAACUGUAAACGAAAUCGAAAACAUUAGAAAAGGAGUUAUAACCACUGAAACCGGCAAGCAAGCUCUUUGUGUUAAUAUUAAAGUGGGAGCACUGGAUCAGAAUGGAGACGUUGUUCCUGAUGGGUUCAAGAAACAUGUUGAAGCUUUGACUGACAGCAUUGAUGGUCGAAAAGAGUUUCAAGACAAAUGCGGCAAAACUGAAGGAAAAAGUUCCGAAGAUAAAGCUAUUAAUUUUGUCAAAUGUAUGCAAUCCGUCCUAGCAAAAGUAUCUUCCUUAUCUAUUUGAAGAUAUUAGAAAUGUAUAUAAUUUCCUAUAAUAAAUAUAUUAUAAUAUAAAA
Diabrotica virgifera virgifera (western corn rootworm) is the source of this 639-nucleotide messenger RNA. RefSeq lists its product as uncharacterized. The record is from RefSeq and is a predicted model, not a curated record. Gene Ontology annotation, molecular function: odorant binding. Bases 237 to 587 code for a protein of 116 amino acids. The transcript has 3 exons. NCBI's taxonomy places the organism in Eukaryota, Metazoa, Arthropoda, Insecta, Coleoptera, Chrysomelidae.